Messenger RNA from Prunus dulcis (almond), 1538 nucleotides. Its product is annotated as auxin-responsive protein IAA27-like. Gene Ontology annotation, cellular component: nucleus. The record is from RefSeq and is a predicted model, not a curated record. Gene Ontology annotation, biological process: regulation of DNA-templated transcription. NCBI's taxonomy places the organism in Eukaryota, Viridiplantae, Streptophyta, Magnoliopsida, Rosales, Rosaceae. Bases 216 to 1247 code for a protein of 343 amino acids. Gene Ontology annotation, molecular function: protein binding. The transcript is spliced from 5 exons.
AUAAUGCAACUACAGAAAGGCUAAAAGAAGCUUCCUUUCUGCAUCAACAAAAACCAGCUCUUUAGCAGCUUAACCAGACUGUGCCUACUGCCUACCUCUUUCUCUCUGUCUCUCUCUCUCUCUCUCUCUUGAAGGUCUCUCAGUUCAUUUACUUCUCUGAGAGUAAAUUUCUGUUGGCAUAUUUCGAGGUCCAAAAUUGAUUGAAACACACUUUGAUGUCUAUGCCACUGGAGCAUGAUUACAUAGGCUUAACAGAGACUUCUUCAAUGGAAAGAAGCUCUGAAAAGAUUUCUUCUUCCUCUUCCUCUGCCCUCUCCACAACAGAGGAUGAGAAGGGCUCUGCUUUCAACCUCAAGGAGACUGAGCUAAGGCUUGGCUUGCCUGGUUCUCGCUCUCCCGACAGAAAAUCAGGACUUGGAAUUGGGGUCUCUAUUUUUGGAAAAGAUUUGGAGGAUAACAAGCAUAAUGGGUAUUCUCCAAACCCUUCAAAGAACCCUGUGUCUGGGGCUAAGAGGGGCUUCUCUGAUGCCAUUGAUGGCUCUUCUGAGAAAUGGGUUUUUGGAUCUGAGGCUGAUAUGGGUAAAGGAGCAAUCUUGUUCUCUCCUAGAGGUAUGAAUAAUGUUAAGUCUCUUGGUGUUGAGAGUAAUGGUAAAACCCAACAGUUAUGUGCUUCUGCACAAGCCAAGCAAGAGGUUGCUUCUGUUCCUCAAUCACCAAAGCCAGUCCUGGAGAAGAAGCCUCAGGUCUCUGAGCAUGCUAGUGCUCCUGCUGCCAAGGCACAGGUGGUAGGAUGGCCCCCAAUUCGAUCAUUUCGGAAGAACUCCAUGGCCUCUAAUUUGGCAAAGAACAAUGAUGAUGCUGAGGGCAAACAAGGGUCUGGGUGCCUUUAUGUGAAAGUUAGCAUGGAUGGUGCUCCUUACCUGCGGAAGGUUGACCUUAAAACCUACAACAACUACACUGAACUCUCCAUGGCUUUGGAGAAGAUGUUUAGCUGCUUCACCAUUGGGCAGUGCAGCUCUAAUGGAAUUCCAGAGCGAGAUGGCCUGAGUGCGAGUCGGUUGAUGGAUCUUCUCCAUGGUUCUGAAUUUGUUCUGACUUAUGAAGACAAGGAUGAUGAUUGGAUGCUUGUUGGUGAUGUUCCUUGGAAGAUGUUCACGGAGACGUGUAGGAGGCUAAGGAUCAUGAAAGGUUCCGAAGCAAUCGGGCUAGCUCCGAGGGCCGUGGAGAAGUGCAAGAACCGCAACUAACAUAAACUGUACCAGCUGGAAAUGGCAUUCUGAGUAUUGAAACCUUUCAAUGGACUUUUAAGUUGGGUGCAUGUUGCAGAUUGCUACAUAUGUUUCAGUAUCCUAGUUUUUGUCUUUUAUGGAUUGGAAAUUUUCCUACUAGUUAGAAAGUUUUUCACUGGAGAUGUCCAGAUUAUGUGUUUGUUUUGCUGCUAUUCCUCUUAUGUACCCAUAUAUUCUAAUUCCUAUGUAAAUGGUCCUUGCUGCUUGCAAAUCUCUCCUUUCUUCUCGGAAGAACAACCGUAUGCAUAA